Messenger RNA from Notothenia coriiceps (black rockcod), 3874 nucleotides. RefSeq names its product neuropilin-1a-like. Lineage: Eukaryota; Metazoa; Chordata; Actinopteri; Perciformes; Nototheniidae. Gene Ontology annotation, molecular function: vascular endothelial growth factor receptor activity; vascular endothelial growth factor binding; semaphorin receptor activity. The record is from RefSeq and is a predicted model, not a curated record. Gene Ontology annotation, biological process: vascular endothelial growth factor receptor signaling pathway; neural crest cell migration; vascular endothelial growth factor signaling pathway. Gene Ontology annotation, cellular component: focal adhesion; axon; plasma membrane.
CUGCUGGUACUCUGUGACUCAGUGUGCAGCUCCGCUUACAUAUAAAGACACGGGGCUUUUCUCACAUAGGUUGGCUAUUUGUAAUCAAGCCAAUCAUCAACCCAGUCCACUCUCUGAGCCUAUAGAAGCGAAGUGGUCACAAUUUUGGGGAAGGGUUGUAUCCAUGCUUUUAUAGUCUUGUUGAUAUCAGUAACAGCGCGUUUAGAGAUCGGGGGAAAUGUCCAGAGCGCACAGCAGAAGAACGCAUUCCUAACCUGCUCCCUUCUCUCUUUUCACUCCACAGCCGAGGAUUACCUCCAUCCAGGGCACAAUUUAACGGAGUAAGGACACAAUAAAAAAAGGAGUGUGACGUUUCUUCAUAAAUCUUGGCUUCUUUGAAGAGGAUAUGGCACGGUCGUUGCUGGAGAGAGGAGCGCAGCCAGCGCUGGAAAGAGGAAACAGGAGCUGAAUGACAGGAUGCCAGCAACCUGAGUCCGCUCUCAACUUCGUUAAAAGAGACACUUCUGCUUUAUUUUCUCCAGUUCAGAGAAGGAGAGAAGAUACUUGCCAAAAAAAAAAACCUGUUGGAGGAGUUUAAUUUCGGAGUUUUUUUUGUAUGCAUAAUUUUAUUUUUGUGGAAAGGAAACAAGGAUGCAUUGUGGAUUAGUCUUUAUCCUGUUCAUGGGAAUCCUUUUGGUGGUCAAGGCUUUCAAAAACGAUAAAUGUGGAGACAACAUCAGAAUCUCAACGGCCAACUACCUCACCUCGCCCGGUUACCCCCUCGCGUAUCCCCCUUCACAGAGAUGUGUGUGGGUGAUAUCGGCGCCUGGUCCUCACCAAAGGAUCCUCAUCAACUUCAAUCCGCAUUUCGAUCUGGAGGAUCGGGAGUGCAAGUAUGAUUAUGUGGAGGUGCGGGAUGGUGUGGACGAGAGCGGUCAACUCGUGGGGAAGUACUGCGGGAAGAUCGCUCCCUCUCCGGUCGUCUCUUCCGGAAACCAGCUUUUCAUCAAGUUUGUGUCUGACUACGAGACGCACGGAGCCGGUUUCUCCAUCCGAUAUGAGAUCUUUAAGACAGGUCCCGAAUGCUCCAGGAACUUCACCUCCAACAGCGGUGUCAUAAAGUCACCUGGUUUCCCGGAGAAAUAUCCGAACAACCUGGACUGCACUUUCAUGAUCUUCGCCCCCAAGAUGUCUGAGAUCAUUCUGGAGUUUGAGAGUUUCGAGCUGGAGCCCGACCCGACGCCCCCUACUGGUGUUUUCUGCCGCUAUGACAGACUGGAGAUCUGGGAUGGAUUCCCUGGAGUCGGUCCAUAUGUUGGGAGAUACUGUGGGCAGAACACCCCAGGCAGGAUCAUCUCCUACACAGGCAUCCUGGCACUAACAAUCAACACUGACAGCGCCAUCGCUAAGGAAGGCUUUUCGGCAAACUUCACUGUCAUCGAAAGAACCGUUCCAGAGGACUUUGACUGUAGCGACCCUUUGGGGAUGGAAUCAGGAGAGAUCACAUCGGACCAAAUCAUGGCCUCGUCGCAGUACAACCCCAGCUGGUCCCCAGAGCGCUCCAGACUCAACUACUAUGAAAAUGCAUGGACUCCGGCAGAGGACUCGAACAAAGAGUGGAUACAGGUGGACCUUGGGUUCUUGCGGUUCGUCUCGGCCAUAGGUACACAGGGCGCCGUUUCCCAGGAGACGCACAAAAUUUACUUUGUCAAAUCCUACAAAGUGGACGUCAGCUCCAAUGGAGAGGACUGGAUCACUUUGAAGGAAGGCUCCAAACAAAAGGUUUUCCAAGGCAACACCAACCCAACAGACGUUACCAAGACAAUGCUGCCCAAACCCACGCUGACGCGCUUCCUGCGGGUCCGUCCCGUUACCUGGGAAACAGGCAUCGCACUGCGCUUCGAGGUGUAUGGGUGUAAGAUAUCAGAGUACCCAUGUUCGGGCAUGUUGGGCAUGGUAUCAGGUUUGAUCACGGACAGCCAGAUCACUGCCUCCUCCCAUACGGACCGGAGCUGGGUGCCAGAGAACGCCCGCCUGUUGACCAGCAGGACGGGGUGGACCCUGCUGCCCCAGCCCCAGCCCUUCACCAGCGAAUGGCUGCAGGUGGAUCUCGGCGAUGAGAAGCUGGUGAAAGGGAUGAUCAUCCAGGGAGGGAAGCACCGUGAGAACAAAGUCUUCAUGAAGAGGUUCCGCAUCGGCCACAGCAACAAUGGCUCCGACUGGAGGAUGGUGUUGGACAGCAGUGGCAACAAGCCAAAGAUAUUUGAAGGGAAUAGCAACUACGACACUCCUGAGCAGACGGUGGAGGCCCUGACGACUCGUUUCAUCAGAAUUUACCCGGAGAGGGCCACUCCUGCUGGUAUGGGCCCUAACGGCUUUUCGAGCUCCUGGGCCUGCGAGAUUGAAGCUCCCACACUCCCUCCUACCACGGUAGUUCCAAGCACCACUCCGUCGGACGACUGUGACGACGACCAGGCGAGCUGCCACAGCGGCACAGGUGAUGACUACGACGUGACAGCGGGUACCAUAAUUCCAGAGACCACUACUGCUGAAGUGGAUACCAUCCCAGCUUUUCUGUGGUUUGCCUGUGACUUCGGCUGGGCCAACGACCCGUCCUUUUGCAGCUGGACAUCAGAGGACACUGGCUCCAGGUGGCAGAUCCAGUCCAGCGGCACCCCCACCUUAAAUACCGGACCUAACAUGGACCACACAGGUGGAUCGGGGAACUUCAUCUACACCUUGGCGACGAGCCCCCAGGAGACGGAGGUGGCUCGGCUGGUCAGCCCCGUGGUCAGCUCCCCGGACUCAGACCUGUGCGUUUCCUUUUGGUAUCACAUGUUUGGGCCACACAUUGGCACACUGCAUAUAAAACAGCGCAAACAGACCGUUGACGGACCGGCUGACAUCCUGCUGUGGACGGUCAGUGGUCACCAAGGAAACCGCUGGAGAGAAGGUCGUGUCCUCGUGCCACGAACCAACAAACCCUAUCAGGUGGUGCUGGAAAGUCUGGUGGAGAGAAAGAGCUGGGGGGACAUUGCUGUUGAUGACAUUAAAGUUCUCGAUGGACUCAGCAUGGCGGACUGCAAAGAUCCUGACGUACCCACCGAGCCGAUGCUGCCAGAGGACCGCCUCAAUGAAAUCCUUGAAGACAUCACUGAGUACCCAGACUUUGUGGAGACCAACCAGAUCAGCGGAGCAGGCAACAUGCUGAAGACGCUCGACCCCAUCCUCAUUACCAUCAUCGCCAUGUCCGCUCUGGGGGUCUUUCUGGGGGCCAUCUGCGGCGUGGUGCUGUACUGCGCCUGCUCGCAUGGAGGCAUGUCGGACAGGAACUUAUCAGCCCUGGAGAACUAUAACUUUGAGCUAGUGGACGGCGUUAAGCUAAAGAAAGACAAACUCAAUGUACAGAGCUCAUACUCAGAGGCAUGAGGAGGGACUGAGUGCAUCAUGUGACUGUAUCACGUGCAGAGCGUGCACAAGACUGGCUGUAGGCUUAUCCUCUCGUAUCUCCACGAGAAGGCAGGCUCAAAGGACUGCCAACACCCUCAACACUCUGGAUGAGGGACAGGUUCAGGAACCAAUGGGAGGUUUGGACUGAUCCACGCUUUUCUCAGGAGCUGCAGUAAAAAGAACCUACCAGUAGGGGACACUGUGUACAAAUAAACAUACAGAAAAAAAUAUGUACAGAUGAUUUAGAUGAUAUUUUAAUUUUCUAUUUUGAUUUUCAUUCAUUUUUACAAUCGGAUGCUGGUGUUGAGACCAAUUUAUUAAUAAUGUUUAAAGUAUUUAUCGUUUUCUGGGAAAGAAAUGUCUUUUUUUUAUUAUCAGUUCAUGAAGGCUGUUUAUUUUCAAGUUCGGAAAGAGAUGUAUAAAUGAACCAUAUCCGGCAAAACUG